Molecule: messenger RNA, 1191 nt
Organism: Lodderomyces jiufengensis
Lineage: Eukaryota; Fungi; Ascomycota; Pichiomycetes; Serinales; Debaryomycetaceae
Gene: RAD14
Product: Rad14p
Exons: 2
Coding region: 1-1191 (396 amino acids)
Biological process (GO): nucleotide-excision repair involved in interstrand cross-link repair; nucleotide-excision repair, DNA damage recognition; base-excision repair
Cellular component (GO): nucleotide-excision repair factor 1 complex
Molecular function (GO): damaged DNA binding
Source: RefSeq, a predicted model, not a curated record
AUGUCAACAACGCUAUCUGAUGAACAAAAGAAAAGAAUAGUAGAACAAAAUAGGGCUAAAAAUCUAGCAAGAUUAAAGAAAACAAGGAAACAUCAAAAUGAUAACGAGUCACCAAAUUUAAUGAAAAUGAAAGUUCCCAAAAAGGUUGCAGACACAACCCCAAAGGGAGUAAUGAGUCAACUACUAACACCAUCACAAACCGCGUUUAAGUCAAAAUUUGUACAGUUUAAUGAAGAUAACUCCAUAAAAAGAUCUAAAACUCAAGAAGAAAGAAAUAGAGUAGAGCAAAAUAGACUAAGAGCAAUAGAAAUUCAACAAAAUAAACUACGAGAGAAAGAAAAACCCAAAAAUUCUGCAACAAAUUUCACCGACUCAUCAACUCCAAAACAGACAACUUCAUUAGAUGAUAUAAGACUAAAUAAAAAUAACUCAGAUUUUGUAUUUGACUCCAAAAAGGGUAAAUUUCAACCACCACCAAUAAAGAAAAAAGAUUAUAUAGAAUAUGAUUUUGCAACAAUGCAAGAUACAAAAGGUGGAUUUAUAAAUGAUGAAACAAAACCACGUCAUGAUGAAGAAACAUUAAGUGAAUGGAAAGAAAAACAAAAACAAUUGGAAAAAUUGAAACAAUCUGCACCUCCAAUAGAUAUAGAAUCAGCACCAAAAUGUUAUGAAUGUGGAUCAUUAGAUAUAGACUUAAAUUUAUUUUCAAAUUUUAAUAAAGUAAGAGCAUGUAGGAAAUGUGUUAAAUCAAUGCCUGAAAAAUAUUCUUUAUUAGUGAAAACAGAAUGUAAAGAAGAUUAUUUAUUAACAGAACCAGAAUUACAAGAUUUAUCCAUCCUACCAAGAAUUGAAAAACCAAAUCCACAUGGAUAUUCCAAGAUGCAAUUAUUCCUAAGGUUUCAAGUUGAAGAAUUUGCAUUUAAGAAAUGGGGAUCAUCUGAAGGAUUAGAUUUAGAGUGGGAAAAAAGAGAGCAGAAUAAACUUAAACGAAAAGAAAAGAGAUAUCAAGAUUCUUUAAAGGAAAUGAGAAAAAAGACAAGAGCUGAAGAAUUUACGAGAAAAUUAAGAGAUGGUAAAUCCUUGAAUUAUAAACAUGUUCAUGAUUGGAGUGCACCUUUGAAAAUCGAUGAUCAUACGAUAAAGAGAAGAUGCAUAGAUUGUGGUAUUGAAAUUGAAGAAGUAGUUAUUUAA